CACCCGCCCUGUGCUCCCGCAGCACCCACUGCCCACACCCUGCCGGGGUCUGGGGGGGACCCCCCAAGCCCCCCCGGGGGCCAUGGGCAUCCAGGGCAUGGAGCUGUGCGCCGUGGCCGUGGUCAUCCUCCUCUUCAUCGCCGUGCUCAAGCAGUUCGGCAUCCUGGAGCCCAUCUCCAUGGAAGACAACAGCGAUGCCGACGUGGAGCUCCCAACUAUCCGGCACCAACCCGAGGGGCUGGAGCAGCUCCUGGCCCGGACCAACUUCACCAAGAUUGAGCUGCAGUCCCUCUACCGUGGCUUCAAGAACGAAUGUCCCAGCGGCCUCGUGGACGAGGAAACCUUCACACUCAUCUACUCACGGUUCUUCCCCCAGGGCGGUGAGUCGGGGGGCCCCCAAACCUGCCAGGGGGGGUCUGGGGGGGCCCAUCCAGACAAACAGCCCCUGCCAAAGCGGGGGGAGUUACCAUCCCCUCGCCCUGCAGACGCCAGUUCCUACGCCCACCUCUUGUUCGACGCCUUCGACGCCGACCACAACGGGGCUCUGUGCUUCCAGGAUUUUGCCGUGGGGCUCUCGGUGCUGCUGCGGGGGACGGAGCAGCAGAAGCUGAAGUGGACGUUUGACCUCUACGACGUGAAUAAGGACGGCUACGUCACCAAGGAGGACAUGCUGGAGAUCAUGAAGUCCAUCUAUGCCAUGAUGGGGCCCUGCACCGAGCCCACCCUGCGGGCCAGCGCCCCGGCCCAGCACAUGGAGCUGUUCUUCCAGAAGAUGGACAGGAACGGGGACGGUGUGGUGACCUUCGAGGAGUUCCUGGAGACCUGCCAGGAGGACAAGGACAUCAUGAGCUCCAUGCAGAUCUUCCACAACGUGCUCUAGACCCUGGGCCCCCCCCGGAGACAGGAGGAGACAAGGACAACGCUGCCACCAGAGCCCCCAGCACAGCACUGGCACAUGCAAGAUGGACCCAUUUCAGGGGGCUGAGCCCCCCUUGACAAGGACCCCCUGCCCUGGGUGGCAUAGGGACCUGACAUGGCACAAACAGGACCCUGACACCAGGCCCCCCUGGGGUGGGGACCCCUGGGACACAGGAACCCCCUGAGAGGGGACUCCCUGGGAUGUGGGGACCCCUCAGGGACAGGAUCCCUUGGAGAUGGCACCCCCCAGGGAAGGGACCCCCCGGGACGUGGGGAGUUCCUAAGUGGGGGUCUCCAGGCAUGAAAUGGAGCCCCCAAACACCAACCAAAAGCACACAGACCCGCCUCCCCCCUCAUCACUCAGGGGACCCCCACGAGGCCACAGCCCCCCCCCCAGCACGUGGAGAGGGGGUUGUUUUAUAAAUAAACCAGGUAGUGACGA
This is a messenger RNA of Pipra filicauda (Wire-tailed manakin), 1360 nucleotides long. RefSeq names its product calsenilin-like. The record is from RefSeq and is a predicted model, not a curated record. Gene Ontology annotation, molecular function: DNA-binding transcription repressor activity, RNA polymerase II-specific; calcium ion binding; potassium channel regulator activity. Gene Ontology annotation, cellular component: voltage-gated potassium channel complex; nucleus. NCBI's taxonomy places the organism in Eukaryota, Metazoa, Chordata, Aves, Passeriformes, Pipridae. Gene Ontology annotation, biological process: negative regulation of transcription by RNA polymerase II; regulation of potassium ion transmembrane transport. Bases 83 to 880 code for a protein of 265 amino acids. The transcript has 7 exons.